Messenger RNA from Branchiostoma belcheri (Belcher's lancelet), 4114 nucleotides. Its product is annotated as collagen alpha-5(IV) chain-like. Gene Ontology annotation, molecular function: calcium ion binding; extracellular matrix structural constituent. The record is from RefSeq and is a predicted model, not a curated record. Gene Ontology annotation, cellular component: collagen trimer; basement membrane. The coding region runs from base 71 to 3181 and encodes 1036 amino acids. The transcript is spliced from 33 exons. NCBI's taxonomy places the organism in Eukaryota, Metazoa, Chordata, Leptocardii, Amphioxiformes, Branchiostomatidae.
UAGACCCAGGGUGGGUCACACGGGUACAGGUGCAAGUUGGCCCGAGGAGUACCGCUGAGACGGUUCGAUCAUGGGCCCGAGGAGCGGCCUUGGAGGCCUGCUAGUCUCUCUCCUUGCCGUUAGCUGUGCAGUUGUUUCCGGGGACCCCUGUGUUCCGAACCCCUGCGACCCCGAUAACGGCCACUGCAGACAGGUUGGCUGGGACUACAGAUGUGUGUGCCGGCCAGGAUUCCGGCUCAUGCCCGACGGCUUGUCCUGUUUCCCCGACUCCCUUACUGGCAGUAAUCCAUGUGCUCCAAACCCCUGCGACCCAACCCACGGCCAGUGUGUCCAGGAGGCGGGUAACUACAGAUGUAUCUGUAGGCGGGAUUAUCAGUUGAUGUCGGACGGUCGGACAUGUGCUCCACUCACUCUCGAGCUAUCUCAACCUGUUUUAGCUGAAGAGGACCACGAUCAUGACCAUGACCAUGACCGUGACCAUGGUCACGACCCCUGUUCGCCAAACCCCUGUGACCCAGCUAACGGACAGUGUGUAGAAGAACGAGGGACCUACAGAUGUAUCUGUAGACCGGGGUUUCAGUUGAUGUCGGACGGCCGGACGUGUACCCCAGUCUCUCCUGUUGUGGACGGCCAUGACCAUGGCCAUGACCAAGGACACGACCCCUGUUCUCCAAACCCCUGUGACCCAGCUAACGGCCAGUGUGUAGAAGAAGGAGACAACUACAGAUGUAUCUGUAGACGGGGGUAUCGUCUGGAGUCGGACGGUCGGACGUGUGCUCCAGAAGCCCUUGUUCCUAGCACCCCGUGUUCUCCAAACCCCUGCGAUCCACAUUAUGGCCGAUGUGUCGAAGACGGGAGGAACUACCGCUGCGUCUGUAACCCAGGCUUCGAGUUGAUGCCGGACGGCCGGAGGUGCAUCGGGGUUGGCCCUGUUGUGGACGGCCAUGACGGACACGACCCCUGUUCACCAAACCCAUGUGACCCAGUUAACGGCCAGUGUGUAGAAGAGGGAGACAACUACAGAUGUAUCUGUAGACGGGGGUAUCUUCUGGAGUCGGACGGUCGGACGUGUACUCGAGUUCCAGUCGCCCCUGCUCUUAUCAACGACCCCUGCUCUCCAAGCCCCUGUGACCAAACUAACGGUCUAUGUGUGGAUGAGGGAGGGUACCACAGAUGUAUCUGUAGACCGGGCUUUCAGCUAUUGUCGGACGGCCGGACAUGUGUCCCUAUCGCCCUAUCACAGCCUGACCCUCCCCGGAGAGGUGACCAAGGGGAGGUUGAUAUCAACAAUGGAAAUGACUGUGGAGAUUAUAGCUGCUGUGGUUCCCAAUGUGUUGGACAGCCUGGGCCCAGGGGUCAUCCGGGGUCACGGGGUCCUCAAGGGUUCCCUGGACCAGAGGGUGUGCAAGGGGAAACUGGAGCUCCAGGUUUACGAGGCUCUCCAGGGGACCAAGGAGCAAAGGGAACAGCUGGUGAUCCUGGACCCAGGGGACCACAGGGAGUUGUAGGACCUGCUGGUCCUGCCGGCCCCCGCGGUAUCCAGGGAGACAAGGGUGGUAAAGGAACGGCAGGGGCACGUGGACUGACUGGGGAGAAGGGGCUGAGGGGUUCACAAGGCCUCCCUGGAAUGACUGGCGAACCUGGGUUGCCAGGAAAUGCAGGCCCUAUGGGAAUGCCAGGAUUAUGUGGUCCAAAAGGAGAUCCAGGGUUACCGGGCCCUCCUGGAACUGGAACUGCAUCUGAAGGCCCACCAGGCCCAUCCGGCCCCCCUGGGUUCCCUGGUCCUGCUGGCCCGAGGGGUCCUCCUGGGAUCCCUGGUGAUGCCGUCUAUGGGACUAAGGGAGAACCAGGUCUGCCUGGGGCACCUGGGGUGAGAGGUCCCCCAGGUGGACCAGGUGGACCGGGUGGACCAGGAAGAGAUGGAAUACCAGGUUCCCCAGGACCUAAAGGUGAACUUGGAGUCCCAGGAUUUCCAGGUCCAGCAGGUUCACCAGGAGACAGGGGAGACCCGGGAUUUCCAGGUCCAAAAGGUGAUUCAGGCACUGCAGUUGGUGUACCUGGGCCACCUGGCCGACCUGGGCCACAAGGACCGUUAGGACCCCCAGGUUUUUCUGGACCAAAAGGGGAAUUUGGCCCACCAGGACCACCCGGUGCACCUGGCCCACAGGGAAGUGGUUUCCCUGGCCCUCCUGGACCCCCAGGACCUGAAGGUUCCCGAGGGCCCCCAGGUGGUCCAGGGUUUCCAGGCCCAAAGGGAGAGGCUGGUAUAGGGUUCCCAGGACCAUCCGGCUUCCCAGGCCCCCAGGGAGAUCGAGGACCACCAGGACCAUCAGGAUCAGACGGAGAGGGAGGAUACCGCACCUUCAAUCUGAUGACACGUCACAGCCAGACCACCAUGGUGCCGCAGUGUCUGCCGGGAAUGACAAAGAUGUGGGAGGGGUACAGUCUGCUUCACGGAGAGGGGAACGAGAGAGCUCAUGGACAGGACCUCGGUACUGCCGGCUCCUGUGUGAGGGCCUUUGCUCCCAUGCCCUUCAUGUUCUGUGACAUCAACUUCCAAUGUCACUACGCCACUCGUGAUGACAAGACCUACUGGUUAUCCACCGUCUCAACGCGGGCCGAGAUCCCAGACAGCCCGGUGCAGGGCAUUGAUGUCCUCCGUUUUAUCUCCCGCUGCGUGGUGUGCGAGGUUCCGUCUACCGUCAUGGCGUUCCACAGUCAGAGCUCCGACAUUCCCGAAUGUCCCCUCCCCACACGGGACCAUAGGUGGGAAUCAUUGUGGGAAGGAUUCAGCUUCUUCAUGCACACAGCUGCUGGAGAGGGCAGUGGUCAGAUCUUCUCCAGCCCAGGCAGCUGUCUGGAGAGGUUCCGCCCCGCCCCCUUCAUCGAGUGUCACGGAGCCCGGGGGACCUGCGGAUUCUUCGCCAACAAGUUCAGCUUUUGGCUGGCGUCUGUUCCCAGAGAUUACAACCCUAACCAGAACCGUGACCCGUACGAGCCGCGGGACGGGCCGUGUCAGGAGAUGAUCCGCACACAGACAGCGCGGACAGAGAUGGAGAGGAUGGUCGGCCGCUGCCGCGUCUGUAUGCUGAUAACCGACCAGAUCGAGUACUCUAUCAGAGAGGCCGGGCCCCAGAUCGGUGCCGUGCCAGGUUACUACCCCAGACAGCCGCUAGGCUAGAUAACUUCUCUGUAAUCAUGUAGCUCUCUCGUACAUCUUUAUAAUCAUUGUUAGGAUAUCGAGGGAUUAGCAAACAUAAAUACCAGAUUGUUCACUGAAUUGUAGUGAUUUUGUUUCCCUAGAUUCCUUCCUGUACUAGUCUUAGUGAUAUCUUUAAAGGUCGAGGUAAAAUAGCAUACAAAGAACCAUGGUGAUAAGUUUCAUAGGACAAGUCACAUGUUAGACAAGUGGUGCUAUAAACCAAGGAUACAAGUCAGUGACUGCCAAACCACCCUGAAAAAGUGUUAUACACUUUUAGAAUAGUCUAUGAAGGUAAGGAAUACAAUACACAAAUAGUCUUCCAAGCACAAUAUUACCUCCUAGUACAACACAGUAUAGUCACAUACACCUAUUAAAAACCCUAAAUAACUAAGUUAAAUGUUCUUUGGGCUAAAAGAGAUAUCCCCAACAAAUUAUGAUACCUUCCCAAGAACUAACCCAAUAACUGUCUCUGACUACUACAGAUCCUUUCACCUUAAUGUAUAAAGUCGUAUACCUCAAGUUGUGGUCUUAAUACUAGGCUCUGUAGCAAGCUUUGGCUUUUUUUUUGCUUAUUCUGUUUUUUUUCCUGAUUGUAUAACCUCCUUGGUUAUUCUGGUAGCUGCUGAUUUUCUGGCAACUGUUGGAAAACUGGUGGCUACCAGAAUACCAUAUACAACAGAAAACAGAACAUAAUAACCAAAAAAUAAAGCCAGGAUGAAGGAAGUAAAUUUACCAACAUUUCCAUCCAUACUAAUGCUAUGUUCUUAUACAGGUCUGUGAUUUCAUAGCAUGUACAAAGGUCUUAAUUCGAGGGAGUUGUUUUUAAUUACAUUAUCUCUCGUUUUAUCCCAAAGAAUGUGACAUGGUGCUCUUCAUAGCCUCUGAAAAUACUGGUACAUUGCUAGGCUAGUA